CCUUCUUGUGACUCCAGCAUGGAGACUCUGAGAUAAACAAGCCAAGUUUAGCUGAAGGAGCGUUUAUGAAGUUGGAGUCUGAGCCGCUUCUUCUUUUUUUGUGAAUUUUAGAGUGAAAUAUUAUUUAAAGAUAAAACAAGACGAUUAUUAAUUUGUAAAAUCAUGCCAUCCUCCUGCGACUCUCUCAUCGACGAUAUCGAGGACAUGGUGUCCUCCAGCGAGCCGGUUCCUCUCCAGCGCUCCUCCAGCAGGCGAUCCGUCGUUCCCCGAGUGAGAAAACGGAAAGAUCACACAGAUAACGAGGAGCUGCAGGCGGACAGUGUGAUCCCGGGCACGCAGAAAGUGUGGUUGAGGACGUGGGGCUGCUCACAUAACAGCUCAGACGGAGAGUACAUGGCCGGACAACUGGCUGCAAGCGGCUACAAGAUGACAGACGACCCGUCCGAUGCAGAUGUUUGGCUGCUAAACAGCUGCACGGUCAAAAACCCAGCAGAAGAUCACUUCAGGAACAACAUCAAGAAGGCUCAGGAGCAGAAUAAGAAGGUGGUGGUGGCAGGAUGUGUUCCUCAGGCUCAGCCCAGGAUGGAUUACCUCAAAGGCCUGAGCAUUAUCGGGGUCCAGCAGAUUGACCGCGUGGUGGAGGUGGUGGAUGAAGCGGUGAAAGGUCACUCUGUACGUCUGCUUGGCCCGAAGAAAGAUAAUGGAAAGCGGCUUGGUGGCGCUCGAUUGGAUUUACCGAAGAUUAGGAAGAACCCGCUGAUUGAAAUCAUUUCCAUCAAUACAGGAUGUUUGAACGCUUGCACUUACUGCAAAACCAAGCACGCGCGAGGUGAUCUGGCCAGUUACCCCGUCGAAGAACUGGUGGAACGAGCCAGACAGUCCUUCCAGGAGGGAGUGUGUGAGAUCUGGCUGACGAGCGAGGACACGGGUGCUUACGGCAGAGACAUCGGCACGGAUCUGCCCACGCUGCUGUGGGAGCUGGUGAAGGAGAUCCCCGAGGGCUGCAUGCUCCGCUUGGGCAUGACCAACCCACCUUACAUCCUCGAGCACCUGGAGGAAAUGGCGAAGAUCCUGACUCACCCGCGGGUGUACGCCUUCCUGCACGUCCCCGUCCAGUCAGCAUCCGACAGCGUGUUAAUGGACAUGAAGAGAGAGUACUGCUGCGACGACUUCACACACGUCGUCGACUUUCUCAAGGACAGGGUUCCAGGCAUCACCAUCGCCACCGAUAUCAUCUGCGGCUUCCCGGGAGAGACGGACGAGGAUUUCCAGCAGACGAUGGAGCUCGUGAGAAAGUACCGAUUCCCGAGUCUCUUCAUCAACCAGUUCUACCCACGACCCGGAACUCCUGCGGCCAAAAUGGAGCAGGUCCCGGCUCAUGUGAAAAAACAGAGAACCAAAGAGCUGUCUGCGUUGUUCCACUCGUAUAGCCCUUACGACCAUAAGGUUGGCGAGCGGCAGAGCGUGUUGGUCACUGAGGAGUCGUUUGAUGCUCAGUUCUAUGUUGCGCACAACAAAUUCUAUGAACAGGUUCUGGUUCCCAAAAAGCCAGAGUUUAAAGGAAAGAUGAUCGAGGUGGACAUCUUCGAGGCGGGGAAGCACUUCCUGCGAGGUCGUCCUGUGGAGGACUCCACCGUCAUCACGCCAUCCAUCAGCCAGCCGCUAGAGAAGGGAGAAAUCUCCGGCCUCAGUCAGAAUCUCAGUGCUUCAAGUCAGAAUGGAGUUCACGUCCCCCUGACGUCCCCAACAUCGUUUGGUUGCUCGUGGAACCUGGAUGGUCAAGGACUGAAGCUGCUUUCAGGAGGAUUGGCUCUGCUGGCCAUUGUAGCGCUUUUCAUCUUUGAGAAACUUCAGUGACAUUGAAACGGAGCCCGGCGUAUUGUGUUGCGAGCGUGUUGUGAACGACAGGAUCUGCCAAACGUCGCACAUUUGUAAAGUCAAACCGAGGCGAUGUACUUCAUGAGCUUUUGAGUUCCCUGAAAGAAUGGAAGACACGGCAAAGGGUUUUAUGAUUUCUAAUAAAGUUCACCUUCAACACAGAAA
Messenger RNA from Neoarius graeffei (lesser salmon catfish), 2043 nucleotides. It is a transcript of the gene cdkal1, whose product is annotated as CDK5 regulatory subunit associated protein 1-like 1. Gene Ontology annotation, molecular function: tRNA (N(6)-L-threonylcarbamoyladenosine(37)-C(2))-methylthiotransferase activity; 4 iron, 4 sulfur cluster binding. NCBI's taxonomy places the organism in Eukaryota, Metazoa, Chordata, Actinopteri, Siluriformes, Ariidae. Bases 163 to 1857 code for a protein of 564 amino acids. The transcript has 15 exons. Gene Ontology annotation, cellular component: endoplasmic reticulum. The record is from RefSeq and is a predicted model, not a curated record. Gene Ontology annotation, biological process: tRNA methylthiolation.